Messenger RNA from Mus pahari (shrew mouse), 1152 nucleotides. It is a transcript of the gene Mtfr2, whose product is annotated as mitochondrial fission regulator 2. Gene Ontology annotation, biological process: aerobic respiration; mitochondrial fission. The transcript has 5 exons. The record is from RefSeq and is a predicted model, not a curated record. Gene Ontology annotation, cellular component: mitochondrion. Bases 16 to 1104 code for a protein of 362 amino acids. Lineage: Eukaryota; Metazoa; Chordata; Mammalia; Rodentia; Muridae.
GAAACUGCUUCACCAAUGUCUAUCAUUCUGAAUGUAUUAAGAAACGUGCUGGCAUAUUUUGGUGUUCCCAUAGACCAGGAUUUGCUGAUUUGUCAAAAUAAAAACUAUGGGUCAGUUCGGAGUAUUGUUCGUAUUAUUGGGAGAAUGCUUCCUUUAGAGCCUUGCAGAAGACCUCAUUUCCAGUUGAUCCCGCAUGUGAACUCUAAGGAGUCUGAUGAUGACGAUCUUAGGGUUCCAUCUUUUGCUGAUGUUUUAUGUGUGGCAAAUGAUGAAGACGCCAGUUGUCUCAGAUUUCGACAUAGUCUAUGGACAAAGAAGGAAGAGAGAAAAAUUGUUCCUUUUCAUCCUUCGAAACUCAUUUGGGAUCCAUCAUCACCUGGUCUAAAACAGAACAAAACAGAGAUAGCUGAUCUGCCUGUAAAUGAAGCUGCAAUGAAAAAGAUAGCUGCCCUGGAAGAUGAGCUGACUUUUCUCCGGUCUCAGAUUGCUGUGAUUGUGGCAAUGCAGGACCUGAGAGCGAGCAGAGAGGCUGGCUUCAUCGACUUGAGGGAUGAACAAGUGCCACCAUCAUCAGCGACCACUGGGCUGAGUAUGGAACCAGACCACGUUCCGAGUGUGGUGCUUUCUCCUCCUCCUUCUCCCCCACCUCUUCCUCCUCCGUUUUCUCUGCAGCCUCCAAGUUCUCUCCCCAUGCAACCUGGAUCUGCUAAUACACGUGACAUAGUCAGUCUGGCUACUGAAAUGAAAAGGCAGCUCUCAGGUGUUAAGAAGACCGAUGAUAGCCAUCAUUCAAAAAGCCAGAGACUUAGUGAUGUCCCAAAUAUGUUGGAUGUUCUGAAGGACAUGAAUAAGGUCAAUCUUCGGCCUGUGGAAAGGUCACCAGGCGGCAGACCCGUUCAGAAAAGGAAAAGACGGAGUUCAGAAUGGGACCCAGUGUCUUUAAUAUCUAAUGCACUGAAGCAGAAAUUCGCAUUUCAAGAUGAUUCCUUUGACAAAGAAAAUAGUUCCUGGGAGUGUUCUCCGUUUUCUAGUCCUGAAACUUCAAGGGUGAGUUGUGAUGGUGAAGCAGCAACUUACUUUCUCAAGUAUGCUCUUUGUGAUUGAGCUGUACACAUAUCCACAUACAUAUGUACAUAUUACAUAUAUAUAUAC